AUCUGCACCAAAAUUCAAGCCCUUGGGAAAUAACUCCGGCCAUUCUCCGAUUUAUCGCCGGCAGCUGCACCGGAAAAAGUAUGUCAUUCAAAGAGGAAAUAGAGGAGGAGGAAUCAUUCGAUCACACUCUCCUAGUCGUCCGAGAAGUUUCCGUUUUCAAGAUCCCGCCGCGAUCCAGCAGCGGCGGUUACAAAUGCGGCCAAUGGCUUCAGUCCAAUAAGAUCUGGUCCGGUAGACUCCGAGUCGUGUCCUGUAAACAGCGAUGUGAGAUCCGUCUCGAGGAUCCGAAUUCCGGCGAAUUGUUUGCCACCUGCUUAGUCUAUCCGGGCACCCGAGACAGCUCCGUGGAGACGACGCUGGAUUCUUCAAGAUACUUCGUUUUGAAGAUCGAGAACGGUAGGGGAAAACAUGCAUUCAUUGGACUUGGAUUCAAUGAAAGGAAUGAAGCGUUUGAUUUCAAUGUGGCAUUGUCUGAUCAUGAUAAGUAUGUUAAAAGAAAGAAGGAGGAUGAAGAAUCAACUGAUCAUAUUGAUAUCCAUCCAGCAGUUAAUCAUAGAUUGAAGGAAGGGGAAACUAUAAGGAUAAAUGUGAAGAACAAACCAAUAUCAAAUGGAACUGGUAUGAUUUCAGCUGCUGGAACUGUAAAACAUAAUAAACCACUGGGUCUUGCUCCUCCACCACCACCAUCAAAAGGGUUUGUGAAAACAAGGUAUCCAUUGCUGCCCCCGCCAAAUGUUGUUCACCCUGUCAGCCGGAAAAUCUCCAAUGGGGUGAACCCACAAAAGGAAAGUUCCAGGAAUUCAAAUGAUCAUGCUUUUUCUGACUUUUCUCAACUUGGGAAGAAUCUUCCUUCGAGUGCUGGAUCGGGAGCAGCUGAAUGGACAGCAUUUUGAGUUAUAAAAAUAGUAAUGUCUUACUGGGAAAAUGGUCAUGUUUUAAAAAAUAAUAAUAAGUCUUUUAAUAUGUGUUUGCUGUUUUGGGGAACUCUACUACCUAAAAAAUUGUUUACAGAUAGUUAUUGAUUGUCAAACUAAAACUAAUGAAUGCCUUAUAUAAAACAUGCUUUAUUAUUAUUAUUAUUUAUUUAAUU
Molecule: messenger RNA, 1090 nt
Organism: Impatiens glandulifera
Lineage: Eukaryota; Viridiplantae; Streptophyta; Magnoliopsida; Ericales; Balsaminaceae
Exons: 3
Coding region: 81-893 (270 amino acids)
Biological process (GO): endocytosis
Cellular component (GO): membrane; clathrin vesicle coat
Source: RefSeq, a predicted model, not a curated record